UGAAUCUGCCCUGGACGCGCCGCGGAGAACGGAGCUGAACGCAACACGUUAGUGAACGACAGAGAGCGCACGGAAGAUCUGCGCCGGGAGAAACGGCGCUCGCGGACGGUCAGGCGGGCAUGUUUUGCAUCGUGACACAUACCCAGAGUACGAGUUCGUUUAAAGACGCGACGACGCGUUUCCAGUAGGUGCUUGCGUGCGUUCUGAGUACCGCGCGUCACCGGUUGCGCGGAGAACCGAGCAGCGGCCGAGAGCGCAGAGCGCAGCGGGAGGAGAGUGCACACACGCGGGGCUCUACGCCCUGCUAAACAUGGCUGAUUGUCGGGUGCGGGGCGCUGCCGGGAUCUCCAGAAAGACGCUCGAUGCUCCCCAUUGAAGAAGAUGAUGAUGGUGAUGAGAAGCUGCUCUCCACAAUAAUGACCUAUCAACUAGCGGCUCCGUCCUCGGUUCGGAACAUGGAUGUGAUCAUCCCCUUCACCAGUGAUGUACCCUGUGACCCCAGAGGCCAGAGGAUGUGGUGGGCUUUCCUCGCCUCCUCCAUGGUCACUUUCUUCGGGGGUCUCUUCAUCAUCCUGCUGUGGAGGACCCUUAAGUACCUGUGGACGGUGUGCUGCCACUGCAAGGGUAAAAAGAAGGAUGCGCAGCGGGUCAGUAAAGCGGUGGGUCAGCGGGAGGCGGAGGCGGUGGUCAGCGAGGUGGGAUGGAUGACCUCGGUGAAGGACUGGGCCGGGGUCAUGAUCUCUGCUCAGACGCUCACGGGACGCGUGCUGGUGGUGCUUGUCUUUGCUCUGAGCAUCGGAGCACUUGUGAUUUACUUCUUCGACUCCUCAAAACCCAUCGAAUCCUGUCAGCAUUUCGACAAGGACUACACGCUGCAGAUCGAUAUGGCCUUCAACGUGUUUUUCCUCUUGUACUUUGGACUGCGUUUCAUUGCAGCCAAUGAUAAGCUGUGGUUCUGGCUGGAGGUGAAUUCAGUGGUGGAUUUCUUCACCGUCCCGCCUGUGUUUGUGUCUGUGUAUCUGAACAGGAGCUGGCUGGGAUUGAGGUUCUUAAGAGCCUUGAGGCUGAUCCAGUUUUCAGAAAUAUUACAGUUUUUAAAUAUCUUAAAAACAAGCAACUCCAUAAAGUUGGUGAAUUUGUGCUCAAUCUUUAUAAGCACAUGGCUGACGGCAGCGGGCUUCAUACAUUUGGUGGAAAACUCAGGGGAUCCUUGGGAAAACUUCCAAAAUUCCCAACUGCUUUCCUACUGGGAGUGUGUGUACUUACUCAUGGUAACCAUGUCCACAGUGGGUUAUGGAGAUGUUUGUGCUAAAACAACCCUCGAACGCCUUUUCAUGGUCUUCUUCAUUCUCGGAGGAUUGGCCAUGUUUGCCAGCUACGUUCCUGAAAUCAUAGAGUUAAUAGGAAACCGCAAGAAAUAUGGUGGUUCCUAUAGUGCAGUAAAUGGGAGAAAGCAUAUAGUCGUCUGCGGUCACAUCACGCUGGAGAGCGUCUCCAACUUCCUCAAAGACUUCCUACACAAGGACAGGGAUGAUGUCAAUGUAGAAAUAGUUUUUCUCCAUAAUAUUUCCCCUAAUCUUGAGCUGGAAGCCUUAUUCAAGAGACACUUCACACAGGUGGAGUUUUACCAGGGAUCCGUCCUCAACCCUCACGAUCUCGCUCGAGUCAAGAUUGAGUCGGCCGAUGCCUGUCUGAUCUUAGCCAAUAAAUACUGUGCAGAUCCUGACGCUGAAGAUGCAUCCAAUAUCAUGAGGGUGAUAUCCAUUAAAAACUACCAUCCAAAGAUCCGAAUCAUUACACAGAUGCUGCAGUACCACAAUAAGGCUCAUCUUCUCAACAUCCCGAGCUGGAACUGGAAGGAAGGCGAUGACGCCAUCUGCCUCGCCGAGCUGAAGCUUGGCUUCAUCGCCCAGAGCUGCCUGGCACAGGGUCUGUCCACCAUGCUGGCCAACCUCUUCUCCAUGAGGUCCUACAUCAAGAUUGAAGAAGACACGUGGCAGAAGUAUUAUUUAGAGGGAGUAGCCAAUGAAAUGUACACGGAGUAUCUGUCCAGUGCUUUCGUGGGUUUGUCCUUCCCCACCAUUUGUGAGCUCUGCUAUGUGAAGCUGAAACUCCUGCUGAUCGCGAUUGAAUAUAAAUCAGACCAGAGAGAGUGCAGCACACUGAUUAACCCGGGCAAUCAUGUGAAGAUGCAGGAGGGAACACUGGGCUUCUUCAUCGCCAGUGAUGCCAAAGAGGUGAAGAGGGCACUUUUCUACUGUAAAGCUUGUCAUGAUGACAUUACAGACCCAAAACGGAUCAAAAAGUGUGGAUGCAAACGGAUGUUGUAUUCCAAGAAGUCCGCCUACAAGAGAAUGCGUCUGGCAUGUUGUGUAGCUUGCGGUGGGGCAGAACAUGGCUGCUCGUGCAUGUCAGACAGUGUGGCUAGUAACACGGAGGUUCUGCACCGUGGCUUCCCCUUCUCUCCCGUGUCUCUGUAUGAUAACACGACCACUUUACGCUCGUCUAAAAGUAACUAUAACGGAUACAUCAAAUCAAUAGUGGAGGAGGAGCAGCAGUUGGCUCUGUCGCCCAAGAAAAAACAGCGUAACGGAGGGAUGAGAACGUCGCCCACAUGCUCACCCAAAAUCAUCAGGCACGACCCGUUGUUGGUCCCAGGUCACGAUCAAAUGGAAACAAUGGACGAGAACAUAAAGAAAUAUGAUUCGACAGGAAUGUUUCACUGGUGUCCAUCAAAAGACAUAGAGAAGGUCAUGCUGGUAAGAGACAUUCAGCAGGUUACACAACAGAACUGCAGAACUUUAGAACAGCAGAUCUGAGGUCAGUGUUAUAGUAUCAUAUUUUACAUA
Messenger RNA from Sinocyclocheilus anshuiensis, 2849 nucleotides. RefSeq names its product calcium-activated potassium channel subunit alpha-1-like. Bases 363 to 2819 code for a protein of 818 amino acids. The transcript is spliced from 23 exons. The record is from RefSeq and is a predicted model, not a curated record. Lineage: Eukaryota; Metazoa; Chordata; Actinopteri; Cypriniformes; Cyprinidae. Gene Ontology annotation, biological process: potassium ion transmembrane transport. Gene Ontology annotation, molecular function: large conductance calcium-activated potassium channel activity. Gene Ontology annotation, cellular component: postsynaptic membrane.